Messenger RNA from Gadus morhua (Atlantic cod), 1694 nucleotides. RefSeq names its product prostaglandin reductase 2 (gene ptgr2). Gene Ontology annotation, biological process: prostaglandin metabolic process. Gene Ontology annotation, molecular function: 15-oxoprostaglandin 13-reductase [NAD(P)+] activity. NCBI's taxonomy places the organism in Eukaryota, Metazoa, Chordata, Actinopteri, Gadiformes, Gadidae. The transcript is spliced from 8 exons. The record is from RefSeq and is a predicted model, not a curated record. The coding region runs from base 161 to 1204 and encodes 347 amino acids.
CGCUUCCUCCGCAGCAGUCCAGCACCCAGACUGAAGGGGGCACUCUAGAGUCGAACAGACCAGCAGAGCAGGAGUUUCACCAGAAAGGGUUCAAUGAGCUUCUUAAGAUCAGAUUUAUGACAGUACAGUUAAUUACAGUUUAUGUUAUUCUCGGUUCGACAUGCAUGUGCAAAGAAUACUUUUCAACUCCCGUCCCGGUAACAAUGGAGCUCCUGUUCCCGAGAACUUCCGACUGGAGGACACGAGUCUGCAGCCUGACCUGAACGAAGGAGAGGUCCUCGUCCGGACGCUCUACCUGUCGGUGGACCCCUACAUGAGAUGUCGUAUGAACGAGGACACCGGCGCCGGGUACCUAACCCCGUGGAGGCUGUCGGAGGUGGCGGACGGCGGGGGGGUCGGGCGGGUCGAGGCUAGCCGCUGGGACGGACUGGCCCCGGGGGACGUGGUCACCUGCUUCAACUGGCCCUGGGCCACGCACGGCGUGCUCAAGGGGAGCGCCCUGCAGAAGAUGGACCCCCAGCUGGUGGACGGCCACCUGUCCCACCUGCUGGGUGCGGUGGGAUUGACGGGCCUCACCGCCUUACUGGGAAUCCGGGAGAAGGGUCAUGUGACCCAGGGGGCCAACCAGACCCUGGUGGUCAGCGGGGCGGCUGGCGCCUGUGGAUCCAUCGCUGGACAGGUGGGCCGUCUGGACGGCUGCUCCCGGGUACUGGGGGUCUGUGGCUCGCGGGAGAAGUGCGCCGCCCUGGUGGACGAGCUGGGCUUCACGGCCGCCAUUAACUAUCGCCGUGACGACGUGGACGCCCGCCUGAAGGAGUGCUGCCCCGACGGCGUCGACGUCUACUUCGACAACGUGGGCGGAGCCAUCAGUGACGCGGUCAUAUCGCAGAUGAACAGUGGGGGCCAUGUGGUCCUGUGCGGCCAGAUCUCCCAGUACAACAAGGACGUGCCGUACCCCCCCCCCCUGGACCCCCGCACCCAGGAGACCCUCCUCCGCCAGGGCAUCACGCGCGAGCGCUUCACCGUGCUGAGCUACAUGGACCAGAUGGACGCAGCGCUGCUGCAGCUCAGCACAUGGGUCCGGUCGGGCCAGCUCAAGGUUCGGGAGACGGUGGUGGACGGCUUAGAGAACAUGGGAGUGGCAUUCUGCUCCAUGAUGGAAGGCGGGAACAUCGGCAAACAAAUCAUAAAGGUAUCGGAUUGAAGGAAAUCGAUGUAGCCACAGCAACCAACCAUUCUCAUGAAAGGUUUUGAUGAAAAUGGCUCCACCUCUCGUGGCCUUGAUAUAGAUUUGUACACAUGUACCACUGAUCUAAAAAUGUGAGAUUAACUUGAACCCUCAUCUUAAAAUGAAAUCACACAGCUGUAAUCAUUGUUUUGAAUUCAGUUUCAGUUCUUUGUAAGAGAAAUGAAGGACAAUAACUUGAGCUACAAUAUCUGAAGUCUAUUUUAGUUUUAGUGUUGUAGACGGGGCAAAGUCCAGUGAGCCUCUCUCACUUGUAGAGUUACAAGGAUGUGAGUUGUUUCCUGUUCUGUGUAACCUAGUAAUGUAUUUAACAAUGUCAUUGUGAUACACACCUGUCAAGUCCAUUGUCAUUAUCCAAGAAGAACACAUCCACACUGUUUCCCGUCAUGAACAGUUUAUUUCACAGCACUAUAAACCAUUUACAAAAUAAAAACUUGAUUUCAAUUCA